This is a messenger RNA of Echinops telfairi (small Madagascar hedgehog), 981 nucleotides long. RefSeq names its product olfactory receptor 7G2-like. Gene Ontology annotation, cellular component: membrane. Gene Ontology annotation, biological process: G protein-coupled receptor signaling pathway. The transcript has a single exon. Gene Ontology annotation, molecular function: G protein-coupled receptor activity; olfactory receptor activity. The record is from RefSeq and is a predicted model, not a curated record. NCBI's taxonomy places the organism in Eukaryota, Metazoa, Chordata, Mammalia, Afrosoricida, Tenrecidae. The coding region runs from base 46 to 981 and encodes 311 amino acids.
CAUUUAAUUAUCUGUCAUCCAAUCUUUUCCACCAGGUUUGCCAAUAUGGAACAUGGAAACUACACAGGUGUUUCACAAUUCAUUCUUCUGGGAUUGAGCACGGAUCCAGAAAUCCAACCUCUCUUCUUUACCCUGUUUCUGUCCAUAUACCUCAUCAUCCUCUUGGGAAACCUACUCAUUGUUCUGGCUGUCAGCUUUGACUCCCACCUCCACACACCCAUGUAUUUCUUUCUUUCUAAUCUCUCCUUCACUGACAUCUGUUUCAGCACAACCACACUCCCAAAGAUGCUGGCAAACAUCAAAGCUCAAAAUCAACGCAUCACUUACACAGGAUGUCUCAUGCAAAUCUGCUCUUCCUUGGUUUUUGCUGGUUUGGAAAAUUUUCUCCUUGCAGUAAUGGCCUAUGACCGCUAUGUGGCUAUCUGUCAUCCUCUGAGGUACACUAUUAUCAUGAGCCCUACCCUCUGUGGCUCGCUCUCCCUACUCUCCUUGUUCAUGAGCCUUAUGAAUGCACUACUUCAGAGUCUGAUGGUCUUGCGCCUGUCCUUCUGCACAGACUUGGAAAUCCCUAACUUCUUUUGUGAACUUGCUCCAGUUCUCAAACUUGCCUGCUCUGAUACCUUCAUCAAUUACAUCCUAGCAUAUUUGGUGAUUACAUUUUUGGGUGGUGUUCCUGUAUCUGGAAUUAUUUUCUCUUACACACAGAUCAUCUCUGCUGUCCUGAGAAGGACAUCAGGAGGCAGAAAGUAUAAAGUGUUUUCCACUUGUGGGUCUCAUCUCUCGAUUGUUUCUAUAUUCUAUGGAACUGCCCUUGGUGUGUACAUCAGUUCUACAUUUCCACACUCCUCCAGGGAGACAGCUGUAGCCUCAAUAUUAUAUAGCAUGGUCCCUCAAAUGAUGAAUCCCUUUAUCUACAGCCUGAGGAACAGAGACAUGAAGGAAGCUUUGAGAAAAUUCAUCAAUAGAAUAAGAUUAUUUUAG